Messenger RNA from Anopheles merus, 1826 nucleotides. RefSeq lists its product as uncharacterized. NCBI's taxonomy places the organism in Eukaryota, Metazoa, Arthropoda, Insecta, Diptera, Culicidae. Bases 145 to 1521 code for a protein of 458 amino acids. The record is from RefSeq and is a predicted model, not a curated record. The transcript is spliced from 3 exons. Gene Ontology annotation, cellular component: extrinsic component of mitochondrial inner membrane.
CGCAUUUUGUUUACAUUUCCUCGAAACGCUCCCGUGCACGGUCGAGGCGACUCGCUGCGUCUCCAUUUUGGAGCGUCACUCGCAUCAUUCCAUCAUUCUGUGCCAUUCCAAACCCACCUCCAUCUCAUCCCACACCCAUGUGCCAUGGCUUCCGAGUAUCCAAAUUUCCACCCGAACAAAUGCAACGUAUGCUUCCUGGAAUCUCCCAUCGCCAAACCGUCCGUCCCGGCCGCGGGCCCGCUGCUGCUGUGCAAGAAGUGCAAGCUGAUCAAGUACUGCAGCAAAAAGCACCAAACGUACGAUGCACCCUCGCACAAAGAGUUCUGCACGGCCGUCCAGUCGGUGCUGCAGAAAAGUGGCACCGACCAUGUGCUGCGCUGUGCGGAAUCGUUUCUGGGCCAGCGGUUUAACAGCAAUCCCGAAAAUUUGAUCGCAUUCAUGAAUCACGUCCACUGUACCGGUUUGCUGAUCUCGAAAAUCCUGCAACGCCCGCUGUACCAUCACGAGAACCAGAUGCUGAGCUUUCCGGCGCUGUGCAACGUCUGCCUGGAGUAUCGGGCGGAAAGGCUGUUCUUUUGCGACAACUGCCAGCAGGUGGCGUACUGUAGCGAGGAGCAUCAGCAGAGCGAUCGUGAGGCACAUGCCAAGUGGUGCGACGGAUUGCGUCUUAACUUUUACUACGGUACAGACACUACAAACUGUGCGAAAAAUCUGUACCCCAACUUUGACUUUGAGCAAGAUGAAAAAUUCCAAAAGCCCUUCCCGAAGGACACAUUCGAGCUGCUGAGCGCUGCAGCGGGGUGCGACAUUCAAACCAGCCUCACCGAACCCGGCCUCGAGCUGGCCCAGGAGCUCGAAAACAUCAACGCUGCGGGAAUAUUUUCCCCCGUCGGGACGCUCCUGCACGUGCUCCGCACCGUUGGUCUGCAGCACGAGCUACAGGAAGAGCUGAACGUGUUUGUGCUCGGUGCGGAGGAAGACUACCUGUGCUUUAACCCUGUCACCGAGGCGGUCCUCUUCCGCUUUCUGCCGAAAUUACGCCGACUGCGCCUGUACCUCAUCGGCCCCAACGUAAACGACGCGGCAAGCAGCGUGAUGCACUUCAUGAACAAUCGCACGGUAGAGGUGGAGGUGUACCGGUACCUGUUCCACAAGCUGCCGCCACAGUUCAAACUCCCAAAGCCGCACCUUGCCGUGGCUUUCAACUGUGGGUUUAACGAGUUCUUCGGCACGGGCAAACACACCUGGGACGAAACGAUACGCCAGCUGCUGACCAUUCCGAACGUGCCGCUCGCGUUCACUUCCUACACGCAGCGGGAAGCCAUAGACGAUGCGGCGAUCGUGGAUCUCACCGGGCAAACCUUGCCGGCCACGUGCGGUAAGCUGGUGUUCAUGAGACGCAACGUAACCAAUCCAUUCCACAACCCGGUCCCGAUGCGCAACCCAAACAGGGACGAUAAAACCGACGUACUGUAUUAUGAAAAUGGGUACCUGUCCAUCUGCGUGAUGCAGGCGGAUUAAGGGACGAUGGGGGUCUUUUACGGGCCGUAACCCGUAUUUUACUCUUUUGAGACGAAACAAGGUUCUAGCUUUUAUUUACACACACACACAAACACUGAACGCCAUUUUUAAAAACCUAGAAGACGAAGGUGAAACAAAUUUCACGCGACACUACACACUUCCCUUCCGUCGGUCUUUGAUAUGCCAUAUAUCUGCCAUUUUACCUUGGCGGUAUGUAUUUUUUUUUUUAAUUUAGAACUAAUAAUGAACUUUUCACGAAUUUAUAACUAACACAUCACAACCAAUAAAGUACAAUGAGUAGAAUA